CUCUACCUUCUUCAAAGGAUACUACUCGAAGGCGGCAAGUCGCUCCCAGACUUUCCAGACAUGCCUGUGCCGCAACGUGAUUGGGGCGCGUACAGCGACAAUCCAUACAUCGCAGAGCAGCUCACGCAAUACGAUCCAGACGUCGAGAGCGAGCAGGCUCACCAGCUUAUAGCCCUCAUGAACGCUGACCAGCGCACAGCCUUCGACGCUAUCAUCGCCUCCGUCAAUGCGCGCGAUGGCCAGCUGUUCUUCCUCAAUGGUCCAGGCGGGACAGGGAAAACAUUCAUCUACAAGGCGCUCUGCCACUGUCUGCGUGCCGAGAGCUCUAUUGUCCUCUGUGUCGCAUCAUCAGGCAUCGCUGCACUCCUCCUCCCUGGUGGCAGAACUUCGCAUUCUACCUUCAGGAUUCCAAUUGAUAACCUCACCGAUGCCUCAUCCUGUUCUAUCAGCAAACAAUCACUCCGCGCAGAUAUGCUUCGCAUGGUCCGUCUCAUCGUU
Molecule: messenger RNA, 498 nt
Organism: Schizophyllum commune H4-8
Lineage: Eukaryota; Fungi; Basidiomycota; Agaricomycetes; Agaricales; Schizophyllaceae
Exons: 1
Biological process (GO): DNA repair; telomere maintenance
Molecular function (GO): DNA helicase activity
Source: RefSeq, a predicted model, not a curated record